Messenger RNA from Loxodonta africana (African savanna elephant), 1333 nucleotides. RefSeq names its product olfactory receptor 5AN6-like. Gene Ontology annotation, biological process: G protein-coupled receptor signaling pathway. Gene Ontology annotation, molecular function: odorant binding; olfactory receptor activity. Gene Ontology annotation, cellular component: membrane. NCBI's taxonomy places the organism in Eukaryota, Metazoa, Chordata, Mammalia, Proboscidea, Elephantidae. The transcript has a single exon. The record is from RefSeq and is a predicted model, not a curated record.
GGUACGGGUACUGCCAUGAAAUCUUGAUACUAGUGUAAAUCGGUACAAGCUUUCAGACAGUGAUUUAGCAAUGUGUGUGUGUGUUUACAAAAAAAAAAAAAAUUAAAAAUACACCCCAAACUAUUAAGAGUAAUUUGGAGAUGUGAUUUCUCCAGUUAGCUUAAAUAUUUUUUAUAAUUUUUUAUGUUGUUACAAAAUUUACCUUGACUGUGGGUCAACAAAGUUUCAUAAUAUGAAAAUAAAAACCAAACCCGUUGCCAUUGAGUUGAUUCCCAAUAUUAAAAUAGUCAGUCAUUAAUAUGAGGAUCUCUCUGCAGAUUAAAGAAACUUCAAGGCAAUGGCUGGAGGAAGGAACAAUACAGCAGUCAUCAAGUUCAUUCUCUCAGGAUUCUCAGAUUUUCCUAAAUUCAAGUUCAUCCUCUUUACAGUAUUCCUUGGGAUGUACAUCUUGACAAUGGCCUGGAACCUGGGUCUUAUGACCCUGAUCAAGAUGGACUCCCAUCUGCACACACCCAUGUAUUUUUUCCUCAAUAAACUAGCCUUCUUAGAUAUAUGCUAUGUUUCUUCCACAGCCCCCAAGAUGCUCUCAGACUUCUUCCAGGAGCAGAAAUCCAUCUCCUUCAUGGGGUGCACCAUACAGUACUUCUUCUUCUCUAGCUUGGGUCUGACUGAGUGCUGUCUUCUGGCAGCCAUGGCUUAUGAUUGAUAUGCUGCCAUUUGCAGGCCUCUACUUUACACAGCCAUCGUGUCCCCUAUGCUCUGUCUGCAAAUGGUGGUUGGGGUCUAUGCAACUGGUAUUUUUGGUUCAUUGAUUCAACCGUGUGCUUCACUUCAGCUUGAUUUUUGUGGACCAAAUGUUAUCAACCAUUUCUUCUGUGACCUGCCUCAGCUUUUGAUUCUAUCCUGCUCUGACGCCUUUUUCCUACAAGUCAUGAAGUUUGUGAUAGCAGUGAUUUUUGGUGUGGCAUCACUCUUAGACAUCAUGAUAUCUUAUAGUUAUAUCAUUGCCACCAUUCUGAAGAUCAGCUCAGUUGAAGGCAAGUACAAGGCAUUCAAUACCUGUACUUCUCAUCUGACAGCAGUGACCUUCUUUUUUGGAUCAGGACUCUUUGUCUAUAUGCAUCCCAGCUAUGACAAUUCACUGGGCUACGACAAGAUGGCAUCAGUCUUCUACACAGUGGUGAUCCCAAUGUUGAAUCCUUUGAUUUAUUGUCUGAGGAACAAGGAAAUCAAAGAUGCCCUUAAGAGGUGUGAAAAAAAGAGAGUGUUUUCCCACUGUCACUGAUAAUUAAAAGUCUGGCAGGCCAGUGAUCCUGGUGACCUGAAGUUCCCA